Molecule: messenger RNA, 1702 nt
Organism: Camelina sativa (false flax)
Lineage: Eukaryota; Viridiplantae; Streptophyta; Magnoliopsida; Brassicales; Brassicaceae
Source: RefSeq, a predicted model, not a curated record
GAGCCUUUUUAACUCAGUCCUCUAAUGGACACCCCCCAAGAUAAAGCAAAAAAGCAUAUCUAUAUUUCAAACAAAAACACUUCUUCUCAAAUACUCCAAACAUUAAAAACCUUUUAACAAAACUAUCUCUGUUUUAUUUUUUCUUUGUAAAAGAUAACGAUGUCGGAGAAUUCAAGAAACUUGGAAGCUGGUUUGUUACUUAGGAAGAACCAAAACGACAUCAACGAGUGUCGUAUCACUCUUGUUGUGCUCUUCAGCACUUUCGUUUCUGUUUGUGGUUCUUUCUGCUUCGGUUGUGCCGCAGGUUAUUCAUCAGUUGCUCAGACAGGGAUCGAAAAUGAUUUAGGCCUCUCUGUUGCACAAUACUCCAUGUUUGGUUCUAUCAUGACUUUUGGAGGAAUGAUUGGUGCCAUAUUCAGCGGGAAGGUCGCAGAUCUCAUGGGUCGAAAAGGGACAAUGUGGUUUGCUCAAGUUUUCUGCAUUUUCGGCUGGCUUGCAGUAGCAUUCGCGCCGAACUCCAUGUGGCUUGAUGUUGCUGAUGCAGAGUUGUGGGUUGUCUUUAUACUACGUCAUUGGAACUUUUAUUCAUUGGCGUAAAUUGGCGUUAAUCGGUCUCAUUCCAUGUGUUUUUCAAGUUGUGACUUUGUUCUUCAUUCCAGAGUCCCCUAGACUACUGGGAAAAUGGGGACGCGAAAAAAAAUGUAAAGCUUCAUUACAACUUCUCCGUGGAGAAGAUGCAGAUAUUUCUGAAGAAGCCAACACUAUCAGAGAAACAAUGAUUUUGUUUGAUGAAGGACCAAAAUCGCGGGUUAUGGAUUUGUUUCAGAGAAGAUAUGCUCCGUCUGUUGUUAUUGGUGUGGGACUAAUGCUUCUCCAACAAUUUUCUGGAAGCUCAGGACUUAUGUAUUAUGUCGGUAGCGUGUUUGACAAAGGAGGAUUUUCAAGCAGUAUUGGCUCAAUGAUUCUUGCAGUGAUCAUGAUACCAAAAGCUCUAUUGGGUUUGAUUUUGGUUGAGAAAAUGGGACGGAGGCCGCUUUUAUUGGCUUCUAAUGGUGGAAUGUGCUUUUUCAGCUUGCUCCUCAGUUUUACCUUCGGUUUUCGGUCAUAUGGCAUACUUGAUGAACUCACUCCGAUUUUCACAUGUAUUGGUGUAGUGGGUUUCAUCUCUGCAUUUGCCGUAGGCAUGGGAGGCUUACCAUGGAUCAUCAUGUCUGAGAUAUUCCCAAUGAAUGUUAAAGUUUCUGCUGGAACUCUGGUUACUUUGGCCAACUGGUCCUUUGGUUGGAUUGUAGCUUUCGCCUACAACUUCAUGCUCGAAUGGAACGCUUCAGGAACGUUCUUGAUCUUCUUUGCUGUAUGUGGUGCGGGUGUAGCCUUUAUUUACGCUAUGGUACCCGAAACUAAAGGAAGAACAUUGGAAGAUAUACAAGCUUCUCUCACAGAUUUUCUACAAUGAGAUUGAGUUUCACCCUGUUCAUAAUUAUUAUUCUUUUUUUUUUUUUUUGGAUUACAACUGGAUGGAGGUUUAUAGUUUAUUUUUGUUGUAAUUGUUACCUCAUUUGAAGCAAUAGAGAAAAGAGAUCCCUUUAACAUAAGGUUUAGAUAUCGCUCUUUCUCUCUCUGUUCAGUUUCUAAAAGUUACUCCCACUUAAUGUAUAGUCAUUUUUACACAAGAGAAAUUAUAAAAUUUGUUUUUAAGUUA